Messenger RNA from Amaranthus tricolor (Joseph's coat), 2709 nucleotides. RefSeq names its product nicotinamide/nicotinic acid mononucleotide adenylyltransferase. The transcript is spliced from 10 exons. NCBI's taxonomy places the organism in Eukaryota, Viridiplantae, Streptophyta, Magnoliopsida, Caryophyllales, Amaranthaceae. The record is from RefSeq and is a predicted model, not a curated record. Gene Ontology annotation, molecular function: nicotinate-nucleotide adenylyltransferase activity; nicotinamide-nucleotide adenylyltransferase activity. Bases 819 to 1631 code for a protein of 270 amino acids. Gene Ontology annotation, biological process: NAD+ biosynthetic process.
AACACUCCUUGCCUAACAAGUCUUACGCCAUUACUUCUAAUUUCUCCCUCCUUCUCCCUCACGGCUCACCGCCACAGCCAGCAGCAGCAGCAGCCGUGACUUACUCCACCAGUCCGGCUGCGUUUUCCCUUCCCCACGACAGCUACCAGCAGCGCCGGCCCAACUCCUCCCUCCUGGCAGCAGCAACAGCUGCGUUUCCCGUCCCCAACAGCAGCAAGCUGCUGUGACGCCAAGGGAGCAGCACCACGCAGCUUUCCUCCACCAUCACACACGGUGGGUCACAUCACCACCACAAGAACCACCAACUUCUUGACCCUUUUCUAGUCCCCCCAUUACUUGGAAUAUGAUUCAAAAUCUUUUGAAGAAGCAAUUGAUGAGAAAACAAAUGAUCAAAAUGAGGUAUCUAGCUCUUCAUAGUAGGUAAUCAUGUUUUUGUUAGCAUAAAUUAUGUUUUUGUUAGCAUAAAUUAUGUUUUUGUUCCUAUCAUGGGCGGAUUUAUUCAUGGGCACCCCUAACACGUUCCCCAGGGGAAUUUUAAAAACAUUUUUUUUUCUGAAGUGAGGGGGUGAAAGCGUGUAUUUCAGAAUUUAGAAAAUCAAAAUCUUCAAUAUUCUCUUCUCUUUGUAAGAUAAAACUCUAAAUUACCACAACAAAACUGCCGCCUAUGCCUGUCGCCGGCUACCGCCUGCAACUGCCACGGUGCCGCCACCUUGCAGCCGCAUGUCAUCUACCCCAGCCACCUGCGGCUGCCCAGUGACUGUUUCGUGUUUCACCUUAACAAAAACCCUGAAUAGCAAAAUUUGAUUUUUUAAGGAAACAUGGAUAUUCCUCUACCAUUGGAUAAACUAGAUGUUUCUUCGACAAGUGAAUCUAAGGAGAAGUCUUAUGUGGUUCUAGUUGCAACUGGAAGUUUUAAUCCUCCUACUUACAUGCACUUGCGAUUGUUUGAGUUGGCAAGAGAUGCUUUGAAUUUAGAAGGUUAUACUGUUAUUGGAGCCUACUUAUCACCGGUAAAUGAUGCAUAUAAGAAAAAGGGCCUUGUAUCUGCUGACCAUCGUAUACAAAUGUGUCAACUGGCCUGUAAAAGUUCAGACUUCAUAAUGGUAGAUACGUGGGAGGCAAAACAAGUCAGCUAUCAACGGACGUUGACUAUUUUAUCCAGAGUGAAGAGCUUUAUAUGCGAGAAUAGUUGUGUUUCAGCUGGUAAAAGUUUUACUUCUUCGACUUUGAAUUACAAGGCUCUUAAGUUUAUAGAUAAGUGCACUUUUAUCUCUUGUGACACUAACAUUUUCUACACAGAAUCCCUUCGGGUAAUGCUUGUUUGUGGUUCCGAUUUAUUGGAAUCAUUUGGUGUCCCUGGUGUUUGGAUACCGGAGCAGGUCCGAAGCAUAUGUAGAGACUUUGGCGUGGCUUGUAUACGCAGAGAAGGACAAGAUGUUGAAAAGAUAAUAUCAAGCAACGACAUACUAAAUGAUAACAAGCGUAAUAUCAAGAUUGUGGAUGAACUAAUCUCAAACCAAAUUAGUUCGACACGAAUAAGGGACUGCAUCACACGAGGAUUGUCGGUGAAGUACCUAACGUCUGAUGAAGUGAUAGAUUAUAUACAAAAACAAGAACUAUAUCUGCACUAAUAGAUUUCCUACACGAAGAAUACCGUGUACUCCAUUCUAUUUUCAGGUUACGCUCUACCUAGCAUGAUGGUCAUUAGCUUAAUAAUCGAACGCCUAAUGUAGGGGAACCGGGAAAUGUCUAGUGCCCUUUUUGAAGGCAUCAUUUCCCCCUUUUGGUUGUUGUCUUGUUUGGUGUUAUUUAAUUAGAUUUCUUAUGCUAUCAUUGAAAAAGACGGAAUGAUUUUACGAUAUUGAUGAUGAAGGAAGAACUAUAAACGAAGCUUACGAAAAUACUAAACUUUGUAUAUGGCAUUUUAUGUUUAUGUUUAUGUUUAUGUUUACGAAAAUACCGAACUUUGUAUUCAGGAAAUGAUGAAUGAUUUUAUGUUUAUGCAAGAACGAUAUGGACGGGAAGAGAUUGUCAUGAAAUUUUUAGCUCCUUUCCACCAUAGCUCAGUAUUUUUCUCUUAGAGACUUCCUAAGAGUUUUCUUGUAUCUUUUUCUUGUACUGACCAUAUGGAUGGUAGAAGUUUCGGAGGUGACCCUGAUAGACCCGUUCUUUCACUUGAUCCAUGGCUAUCGUAUAUGUCACCAUUCUUAUCAUCAUCAUACCCAGUGUACUUGCUCAUAGAUUAGAGACUACAGGCUACGAUCAGGGUUUGGAUAGAAGACGACAAACAAUACCUUAUCUAAGGAAAUUAUGGCUAAUAAUAAAUCUACUUUAAAAUGAGCACUUACAAUUUUAAACUGAUCAAUUAGAGAUUUAAGUUUUUUUGUAUGAAUUAUUCUUAUGGUAUAGACAGUUUCAUACGACACUUGUUGUUAAAUAUUUAUUAGAUUAGUAAAGACGGGUUAAGCCGAACUUUAUUCUGAAUGUUUGAUUGCUUCCAAUUAUGUGCUAUCUCACAACUAAAAAGUUUCAACACCAAGUAAAAGUAACAUUUAUUUUCGAAUAAUUUAAAUGAGAAUAAAUGUAAUAUUUAUUUUGUAUCAUUUGGAACUAUCUAAUUGAUAUGAAUUUAAUAAGACAGAAAAAUCUGUCAUUUAAAAAAGGUAAACUAUGUAUAGUGAAGAUUUUUUCCACACGUUAAAAGCCAAG